Molecule: messenger RNA, 501 nt
Organism: Dentiscutata heterogama
Lineage: Eukaryota; Fungi; Glomeromycota; Glomeromycetes; Diversisporales; Gigasporaceae
Source: the annotation of a GenBank genome assembly
AUGUCUGAUCCAUAUAAAGCUCUAGUGAACUCUUUUCGUAUGCAAUGUAUUGCAUACGUAAAUACGAUAAAUGUUAUUAGUGAUAUUGCGCGUUCCUCCUCCCCCCACCAAGAAAAGACCCACCCACACCCAACGAUGGCCGAAGGUUCCCCUGCUCCUCCUCCUGGUUCUCCUCCUCCUGGUUCUCCCCCUCCUGGUUCUCCCCCUGUUCCUCCUCCGCUUCUCGGACCACAACUAUUGGAUCCCUCUGCUUCUCCUGAACUUCCCUCAACACCCCACGUGGACUAUUACUCUAGCCCCCCCAAUAUUAUCAUUGUUUGGGGUCCCAUUUUUUACGAGAUUGUGACAAGAUUCCCCCCGAAUACAAGCAACACUGCAUUCGUUGUUGGAAGGAAGGGCACACAACAAGGGGCUGUCCCCAAAAGUACCAGUCCAUACCACCCUUUUAAUAUGAGGAGCGAAGUAAGACCUAACAUGAGAUGGUUGGUUAGGAUUGGGUAG